Periophthalmus magnuspinnatus is the source of this 1465-nucleotide messenger RNA. It is a transcript of the gene etv7, whose product is annotated as ETS variant transcription factor 7. The record is from RefSeq and is a predicted model, not a curated record. Gene Ontology annotation, biological process: regulation of transcription by RNA polymerase II; cell differentiation. The coding region runs from base 321 to 1457 and encodes 378 amino acids. The transcript has 9 exons. NCBI's taxonomy places the organism in Eukaryota, Metazoa, Chordata, Actinopteri, Gobiiformes, Gobiidae. Gene Ontology annotation, cellular component: nucleus. Gene Ontology annotation, molecular function: DNA-binding transcription factor activity, RNA polymerase II-specific; sequence-specific DNA binding.
AUAUCUUUUAAUCUUUCUGUGAUAUUAUGGACUGUCAAAUUUACACAAACUUUACAUCAAAUUGACAUCAAACUCCUUGAAUUGCUUCUAAUAAUGUGCUGCUGCUUCCUGCAGCCACAGCGCACACACCCCAUACGCUUGGGAUGUGUUUCUUUCGUUUUCAUUUCCCGGAAGGAUUCAAUGUGAAAUUGAGUGGCUCGGAUUGUCCGGCUUUAAAAGGAUAUUUUAAGAGUGCGCAGACACCGUCUCCAAAAUUUGGGAACACUUGUGGGGGGGGGGUUUUCUCACAGUAUUUGCACUAGUCUGUAGAAAAUGUUAAUAUGGAAGAAGUCUGUCCUUCAGUUUUGGUCAAGCAAGAGAAAAGAGACCGUGUUUUGUUGAAACCUCUGACACAAGAAGUGCGUAUUCCUCUAUCCUUGCAUCACAGCCCCUCUCCCCUUUCUCUGGCUGCUUCUUCAAUGCAAGAUGACCUGUGGCAUUUACCUGGACGGUUGCGUAUAAACCCAUCACUGUGGGAUAAAGAGGAUGUUGCCUUGUGGUUGGCCUGGGCUCAGAAGGAGUACUGUCUGCGCCCUCCUGAAAAAGGACAGUUUGAGAUGAAUGGACGUGCGCUGUGCCUCUUGACUAAAGAAGACUUCAGGCGACGCUGCCCCAGUUCAGGUGAUGUACUAUAUGAGAUUCUACAGUGUGUAAAACAGCAAAGAAGGAAAGCUUGUGAAAUCCCACAAUCGCCUCAAACCUGCAACUCAGCCCAAAUUCAAGGCCCAGUCUGUAGCCAGAUCUCCAGUCACAGCGCCCAACCUGCUACAACUAUACCAGUUCCCAGGCCCACCACCACCAUCACUCCACCACAGUGCAGCCUACGAGACCUUCCUUUAAUUGUGUACCAGCCACACACUCCACCAACUCAAAUUGAUGAAGCAACAAUAAAAGCUCAGUGUUCUCAAAACAACAGCCCAGAGCCAGAGCCUCUGAACCUGUCCAGUUGGAAGAGGCGACGAAGUCCUCUUCAAGCAGCUAAUGGACGCAUCCCAGAAUGCCGACUACUGUGGGACUAUGUCUAUCAGUUGUUGUGUGAUGAACGAUAUCAGGAGUACAUCCGGUGGGAGGACCCGGACAGCCUGGUGUUCAGGGUAGUAGACCCCAAUGGACUGGCACGUCUCUGGGGGAACCAUAAGAACCGAGACAACAUGACCUAUGAGAAAAUGUCCCGUGCACUGAGACACUACUACAAACUCAACAUCAUAAAGAAAGAGAGAGGCCAAAAACUGCUGUUCAGAUUCCUUAAGAAACCCCAAGACAUCCAAAAACAUGUUGUCCAAGACGAGCCAACAGCAUACAGUCAUGACACGGACUACGCUGACCCUAGUCCCACACAUGAAGAGCACCAUUUUGAAUUGUCCCCUGAAAAUGGUUCCCCCAAGUCUCCUUCUGCACAUACUACUCCUGUUAGAUAGAGAAAAUA